GCUCGACAGCACCAUGGCCAAGCUGAAUUGCAGCAGUGAGCAGGAGCAGCUCGGUGGUGACGUGCUCCUCGUAAACUUGAGCGCGUUUGGCGAAGAGCUAGCAGGCGGCGCCUGGAGUGGCAGUGGCAGCGCCCCCUUCACGUGGUCCGAGUACGUCAAGAUCGGCGCAUACCUGGCGACCAUCGCGGUGGCCGCCGUGGGCAACACUUGUGUCAUCCUGACGGUGGCGCUGAACCGCAGCCUGCGCACCACCAUCAACUGCUACCUGACAAAUCUGGCCGUGGCGGACGCCAUCAUCAGCAUGUUCUGCAUGUGGGUCUACCUGGUCAAGAACCUGUCCGACUGGUACGUGCUCGGAGCCUUCAUGUGCCGCAUCGAGGGAUUCGCCCAGAUGACGGCCGUGACGUGCAGCGUCCUCACGCUGUCUGCGAUUUCGUGCGACCGGUUCACGGCCAUCCUGUACCCGUUCCGCGCACGCAUCACCAAGCAGCGCACGGGCGGAGUGCUGGCUGCCGUGUGGCUCCUGUCGGCCACCGUCGCCUCGCCUCUCCUGCUCUACACGACGCCCUACAACGUGCAGUGGACCGACGUGGAGCUGACGUACUGCGGCGAGAGCUGGCCGCAGCGCAUCGAGUGGGACCCUGUGGAGGAGGCGUGCGUAGCGCGGUCGCCCUUCAAGCAGCUCUAUUACACGGCCGUCACGGUGGCGCUCUUCUUCGUACCCGUGCUCGUGAUGAGCUCGGCUUACGCGCUCAUCUUGCACGCUCUCUGGAGGGACCGGCACCCGGGCGAGGCCAACGCCAACAAUGCGCUGCUCCACUCCCGGGCCAAGAGGAAGGUUGUGAAGCUGGUGUGCGUGGUGCUUCUUGUGUUUGUCCUUUGCUGGAUGCCCUUCCAAGUCAUCGUUCUGUUUUCGCAGUUUCGGGACAACGGGAACCACAGCCAACCGCUGCCUUCGUGGUUCUCGCCGGCCUCGUUCUGGUGCACGUACUUGGCGUACGCCAACAGCGCGCUGAACCCCAUCAUCUACGGCGGCAUGACGCCCACCUUCCGCCAGGGCCUGGCGAACGUCUUGCGCUGCGGGCACCGGCGCAGGACCGACUAUCCGAAACGAUGGUCGGUGCGGUCCCGGCUGACGCUGACCACAGGGCCGAACGCAGGCAGCGCCGCUCGUCCUCUGCGCUUGUGCGCCAAGGCUUCCUAUUCGGGCACUUCUUCCACCACGAUGCUGCUCACCGCGCAGAGGGUGACGCCACCCGUGGCGCGGUGUGCCUGCCGCACAGGCAGGGUGUGCGCGGCCACCGACGUGUAGCGGUUGAAGAUCGGCGCUCGUUUCCUGGCACACCGACUCGGAUCCGGAUUGGUUCCGCGGGCCCGGCGCUCUAAGUGAACGGCACGAAAGGACGCGCACAAACUGUGCAUCUAUUUGCGUGUCAAGCAAAAAGAGAAAAAAAAGUGCAACAUGAUUGGAGAGGUGUACGGAAGACGAGUUCAGGCUCGAGAGAGAAUGAAAUAAAACCAC
Messenger RNA from Dermacentor albipictus, 1522 nucleotides. Lineage: Eukaryota; Metazoa; Arthropoda; Arachnida; Ixodida; Ixodidae. The record is from RefSeq and is a predicted model, not a curated record.